Molecule: messenger RNA, 3000 nt
Organism: Mytilinidion resinicola
Lineage: Eukaryota; Fungi; Ascomycota; Dothideomycetes; Mytilinidiales; Mytilinidiaceae
Exons: 4
Coding region: 1-3000 (999 amino acids)
Source: RefSeq, a predicted model, not a curated record
AUGUUGUCUAUAUCUGACCUAGCUAAAGAUCUGGCCCUAUUAGCUUCUGCUCGCCCUCCUGGCCGAAAGAAGGCAAAGACGUCCAGUCUAGUUAAUGGCCUUCAACCUGGCUGGGUUGGACGCGCAGUUUCUGGAGAGAAAGAUACCGAGAAUGGAGAGAAGGGUAACACGCAGACACAGGAGAAGAUGAUGCGUUGCUCGACUCCUCCUAUCGUUGGCCAAAAAGAUGAACCUGCGUUAAGCAAGUCGGAGACGUUGGCUCUACUCACCAAUGCUAGUGGACGCGAAGCGCAUAUAGCGAAGCCCUCGGACUUUUCUUCUCUAUUCACUGAGCAUCUCAACCAGUUGAAGUCUAAGAAGGUCAGCAAUAAGCCCCGCAAGAAGCAUAUUCGGACUGCACCGCAUCAUGCUUGGGCGAAGCCUAGCCCUGUUUCACCUACGAAUACUGCCACCGGGAUCCUCCUCGACUUACCUUUCCCAGCCCCGAAUAUCAAGCUCCCCACACCGCCUUCCUCUCCAGAUAUGGAAGACAGUGGAAGCAGCCGUGUGCGCUCACGGACCAGCUCUGACAGUAGUGUCGAUCCGUAUAUCGACACUCGGAAGUACAUCAUUCCUGAUAUCAUUCCUGAUGGCGCUUUUACGGGAUUCGUCAACAGUAUCGUGGACCAGCACCACGAAAAGCAAGCUCAAAAGGCGGAAGAAGCUGGAAAGAUUUCUGCGCUCGAAGCAAGUUGCGAAGCACUCUCGAAUGAAGUACAGGCCCUCCGAACUAGCGAAGCUUGGUGGAAGACCGAAGUCCAGGACCUUCAGCAGAAGCAAGAAGACGCGAAGCUCAAGGAAGCCGAGAAGAUUGCCGCUCUGGGAGCUGCUCGGGACGUACUGUUCAAGCAACUCCAGGCCCUUCGCCAGGAGCAAGACAAUGCAGCACUCAAAGAAGCUGAAAAGGUCGCCGCCAUUGAAGCUACUCGAGACGCGCUGUUGAAGGAAUUUCAAGAUUUUCAAGCUAACGAGACUGAUCUGAAGGAUCAAAUCGGCGAGCUGACUUCUGAACUCGGCGACUGGAAGGGCUAUCUCGACAUAGCAAACAAAGACCUCCAGGACGCCGAAGCAGAAGCUGAGACUAAAGCCACCGAGACCACCGCGCGGAUUGUGAAGCUCAACAAUAGGCAUAUCAAAGAGAAGAAGGCCUUAAAGGAUCAAGUCAAACAGUUGAAAGAGAGUGUCAAGGACAUGGAAAAGCUCAAGGACAUGGAAAAGCUCAAGGACACUGUGAACGACCUUGAACAUGAGCUUCGCGACGCACAGCGAGAGGCCGCACUCGGUUAUGAUUUGAACAACAAGAGUCAAGUCAUGAUCAUUCGCAAAGCGAAGAAGGAAGCUGAGCUUCGCAAGGAGCUUGUAAAGCAAACCACCAAAGCCGCUCAGGAUCUUAAAACGGAGAAAGACCGGAACUCCCGCCUUGAGCAGGACCUUCAACUCAUCAAUUACCAACUUUCCUUCGGCGACACGGAAGUUGCAGUUCAGCAAGCAUUCCAAGCCCUCCAGUCACAGUUAAAUGAUGCUAAUCAAAAGAGCGCGGAGCUCGAGGCCGAGCUCAAGAAAAGCCAAAAGGAGUUCAGGCAGCUUUACUACGAACACCGCUCCUACCACGACAACCUCAAGAAACACAAAGGAAUUGCCCAGAGGUACGAGAAGGAGAGGAAUGAGUAUUUCGUCGCUAUGAAGAAGUCCCAGCGCAACGAGUCCAUCCUGACCGAGAGGACGAGGAACUACCGUCUUUUGGCCAGCCGCGCUCACUGCCGCGCCAACAAGAUCGAAGAACUGUACACUGGCCUCAUGAUUGACCAGACGGAGGGGAUCUGUGAGGGUAUUGUUUCUCUUUUCGAGAACUCCGACGAAGUCUCCGAGGAGGCGGAGGCCGAGAUGCGCAGGCUGGUGGAGAUUAUGGAUAAGCAGACGAGCGCAAUCAACCACCUUCGACUUGCUGUUCGAACUAGUGAAGAGCGAAACCAUGCUCUUUGUAUUGAGCUUGAUAUCAAGAACAACGAUUUGAUCAAGAUGGAAGAGCAGAUGAAGGACAAAAACACGUAUAUCGAGCGCAUUAGGGCCAAGAAGAGGGCCUUGAAAGCAGAUCUUCUUAAGCUCGAAAUGGAAGAAACGACGUACGAGAAGCUCGCUAGCAAGAGAGCUGGUGAGGUUGUCAUCGCCGUGCAGCAACGGGAUGGAUUCGAGAAUAAGCGCGAUGAACUACAAGCAGCCUACGACGGCCUUCUCAACGCCAUGGCCAAAGCGACAGUGUAUCGAGGCCUACCGCUACAUAUCCACAACCCUCAGCGGGUUAUUGGUCAGCUGCGCACGAAGUUGGCACGACUCAGCCAGCUUCAAGACGCAGAGGACACUUUCAAUGCGCAAGUUCACGUAUUUCAGGGAGAGAAUGCGAAGUUACAGCACCAGGUCGCAGUUCUGGAAGGGAAACUCAAUGGAUGCGUUACCACCAUCAAAAUGCUCGAGCAGAAUCGAGAUGCUGUCCUCGAAGUGGCUCUCGCAGAUGUUGAGAGGUACAAGGAUAUGCUCGGCAAGCAGGUGGAGCGCCAGGACCGCGACUUCAAGCUCGUUUACGACGAGCAGACCGAGCGUUUUGCGCAGCAGAAUCAAGGGAUCGGGAAUUGGACCAAUCUUAACAAGAAGGCUGAUUUUCCGAAGGAGUGCUGGGAGGGAGGCCACGUACAGGCGGAGCGGGAGGACUUCACCAAGGAGAUAUACGGCUAUGAGCCGGUGAAGUGGGUCAACCCGACCUUCGAAGUCGACUCGGAGGAGGAGAUCGUGGGGAGGCAGCGAGCCCAGACUGUCGAAGAAUUCAAGGCCGUGAACAAGAGGGCGAAAGCAGAGAAAGCGCGGAUGUACGACACGAACGUCAGGGCAGAGGUGCAGAGAUUGGAGGAUGUUGAAGGAUGCUGGAAUGGCAAGUUCUAUGGCCCGGUGGAGGAGACGGAGGCUUAA